Molecule: messenger RNA, 2007 nt
Organism: Phragmites australis (common reed)
Lineage: Eukaryota; Viridiplantae; Streptophyta; Magnoliopsida; Poales; Poaceae
Product: pentatricopeptide repeat-containing protein At1g26900, mitochondrial-like
Exons: 1
Coding region: 169-1851 (560 amino acids)
Biological process (GO): RNA modification
Molecular function (GO): RNA binding; protein binding
Source: RefSeq, a predicted model, not a curated record
UGCUACGGCGUGUGAAACAGGUGCGGCGAACGCCCACGCCGAGCGCGCGGCACGCCGGCACCGGCAAGUCAGCUUUGCUCCGGCAAACGAGUGUCUCGGCCACCAAGUCACCAACUCAACCGAGAGGAUUCCCGCCGCGCGCCCGGCCGGCCAACCCAACCGAGGGCGAUGUCGCCGCGGAAGCCGCUGACGGCGCUGCUCAAGUCCGCGACGCAGCCAGGGCACCUCCUCCAGCUCCACGCCGCGAUGCUGAAAUCCUCCCACUUCCCGCACCACGCCUUCCCCACGGCCAGGCUCCUCGCCUCCCCGCUCGCGCCGCUCCCCUACGCGGUCUCCCUCUUCGCCGCCGUCCCGCGGCCCACGCUCUUCCACCACACCGCCCUCCUCCGCUCGCUCUCCGCGUGCCCCUCCGUUGCCUCCCUCGCCGCCUCCCUCUCCGUCCUCACCUCCGCGCGGGCGCGCCUCCCCGACCUCGACGAGUUCGCGUUCCAGCCGUUCCUCGCGCUCUGCGCGAAGAUCCCUGAUGACGCCGAGUCGACCUCGCUCGGCAGGCAGCUGCACGCACUUGUGCUGCGGUACGGGUUCCUGGACAUCGUGAGCCUGAGGAACGUGCUGUGCCACUUCUACUGCUGCUGUGGCAGCAUGGUGGACGCGCGGAGCGUGUUCGACGAAAUGCCGGAGAGGGACGCCGUGUCAUGGAACACGGUGAUCGGGGGCUAUGCCAGGGCGGGGGAGGUGGGUGCGGCGGUGGAGAUGUUUACCGCGAUGAGGUGCUGUGCCAUGGAUGUCAACGUGACAGCCGUGAUCGCUCUGAUCGGAUGUGGGUGGCGAGGGGAGUCAGUGCAUGGCUUCUGCGUCAAGGCAGGAUUCUGCGGCAAUGUGAAGGUGGCGGCAGCAAUGGUGGGGUUGUACGUAAGGGAAGGCAGCGUUGAGUGUGCAAGCCAGGUGUUUCGUGAGAUGACCAGGAGAGACUUGGUGCUGCAUAACUGUAUGGUGGAUGGCUAUGCCAAGACAGGGCGAGUCCAGGAGGCACUGAGCUUGGUUGACAUGAUGAGACAACAAGGGAUGAGACCAAGUUCAGGGACGCUCGUGGGCGUGCUCUCUGCGUGCGGGGCAUCAGGGGCAUUGGCACCCGGUCGUCGUGCCCAUGAGCUUGCUCAGGAGGCAGGGCUGGAGCUUGACACCGCGCUCGGGACGGCGCUCAUGGACAUGUACUUCAAGUGCGGGUGCCUCAAGGAGGCAGCUUCAGUCUUCGAUGCAAUGCGUGAUAGGGAUGUGAAGGCCUGGACAGCGAUGAUCAUGGGGUUCGGGGUCAAUGGACAAUCAGGCGCCGCGACCUCGCUGUUCCGUGCAAUGGAGGAAGAGGGCGUGGUCCCUAACGAGGUCACCUUCCUCGCGCUGCUGAGUGCUUGCAGCCAUGGCGGAUUAGUGCAGGAAGGGAAGGGGUUCCUCGAGACCAUGGUGCGGCGGCACGGCUUAUCUCCAAGCCCUGAGCACUACGGCUGCGUCAUUGAUCUCCUGGGGAGAGCAGGGCGGUUAGACGAAGCGUAUGAGCUCAUACUACGCAUGUCAUCCCGGGGUGAUGCUACGUCGUGGAGAGCCUUGCUUGCGGCCUGCAGAAUCCAUGGCAAUGUCGAGCUGGGGAGGAUGGUGCAGGCACAGUUGGACGCCAUGGGCCACUACCAUCCAUCAGAUGCCAUUCUGCUGUCGAACACAUACGCGUCACAAGGACGAUGGGAUGAGAUAGCUCAGGUGAGGGAUUCAGAAGCGCAGAAAAUUGCCGUGGACAAGAAGGAAGCAGGCUGCAGCUCCAUUGAUGUCUUGCCAAUGUAUCCAGGCUUGUUGAAUUGAAGCAACAACCAACUGAACUCAAAGCGGGUUUUCAGAGAGAAAAAUAGGCCUGUGUAGGUAGCUAACCGUGAGUAACAUCAGGCAGACUAGGUUUUGUUCGCAGCAAUCGAUACGUGUACAGAAACAUAAAAAAAGUGUUCAACAUGAUUUGUAUUA